Messenger RNA from Capsicum annuum, 1488 nucleotides. RefSeq names its product probable serine/threonine-protein kinase PBL7. Lineage: Eukaryota; Viridiplantae; Streptophyta; Magnoliopsida; Solanales; Solanaceae. Gene Ontology annotation, molecular function: protein kinase activity; ATP binding. Gene Ontology annotation, biological process: protein phosphorylation. The transcript is spliced from 4 exons. Bases 195 to 1151 code for a protein of 318 amino acids. The record is from RefSeq and is a predicted model, not a curated record.
AGUUCUUAGGAAGUUGUCAUAUUGAUUUUCGUUCCUACAAUUGGACCAAUGAGAAUCUGAAUGCUUAAUCAUUUUGUUGACAUUUUGUUAGGCUUGCUACUACUUUGUACAUGUUAAAACCAUUACGUUGGUGUGUGUUAAUCACCAUAUUUUCCCAUUUGUGACACAAGGCUAAGAAUUCAUUAUUAUACCUUAUGGAGGCAGUUGAUAUUGCAGGAUCCAGUAACAUUGCAACAAAGAGUUUUACAUUGAAAGAAUUAACCAAUGCAACAAGAAACUUUGGAGAUGAUUGUUUUAUUGGAAAAGGUGGUGGCAGUGGGAGAGUAUACAAAGGGCAGCUUGAUGAACAGGUUGUUGCCAUCAAGCAGGUUGAGCCAAAUGACAACAAGAAGUUUCUUGUUGAAGGGAUCAUGUUAAGUCUAUUACACCAUCCUAAUAUUGUAGAUCUAAUUGGCUACUGUGCUGAUGGUGAUCAUCAUAGACUUCUGGUAUACAAAUACAUGCCACUAGGGUCAUUGAAAGACUAUCUUCAUGAUGUUUCACCUGGUAAGAAACAGCUUGAUUGGGAGACUAGAACGAAAAUUUCUCUUGAAGCAGCAAAGGGGUUGGAAUAUUUACAUGAUAAAUCACAGCCACCGGUAAUACAUCGUAAUAUCAACUGCUCAAACAUCUUGCUUGAUGAGGGAUAUCAAGCCAAGUUAUCUGGCUUUAGCUUGGCAAAAUUGGGGUCUAUCGGAGGCAAAACCCAUGUAUCCAUGAAACUCGAGGGCACGAUUGGGUAUAUUGCACCUGAGUAUGUCAGGACCGGGGAGUUGAGUUUAAAGUCGGAUAUUUACAGCUUUGGGGUUGUCCUUCUGGAGAUCUUUACUGGGAAGAGAGCGAUAGAAAAUUCAACUGAUGGAGAAGAGUGCAAUCUUGUUGAAUGGGCAAAUCCAUUGAUCAAAGAUGAGAAGUUCUCAGAAAUGGCAGAUCCAAUGCUUCAAGGACAUUAUCCAGCAAAAGGUUUGGAACAAGCUCUUAUAAUCGCACAAAUGUGUGUUCACGAGCAACCUACCAAUCGUCCUGCCAUAGCAGAGGUGGUCGCGUUUUUGACUCACAUUGCUUCUGGGAAGUAUGAUUCCGAAAGUCAGGAUGUUCAGAACUCGACCUGAUCAACUACUCCCAAUGCUCAUCCUGAACGUGUGGGCAACUGGCAAGUGCAUAUGAAAUAUAUGAAACCUCAAAGAUCUUUUAUAUGUUUUGGCUUUCAAUCUUAUGUAGUGAGGUAUGUGACUUAUGUUAGGUCCAUAAAAUACUUCCAGGCUUUUAGCAAAGCUUGUUAUUCUCAAUAGUCAUUAUGGAUGAAUCAUAACUAGCAUUAUGAAUGGCCAGUGUAUGGUGUGUUUGAUGUAGAGUCGUGCCUACAUACUUGAAGGAAAAAAUGUGUACUUUGAAACAAGAAAUGAUGAUGGAAUAUGAUCAUGUAUAUAGAAAAUCUUUGAUGGUUAA